UUGGUUUCUCUACUGCGUUGCCCACUCCAGUCAGCAGAUGGCGAUGUGCGUCUUUCAGGUUCACGCGACGCUGCCAGUGUGACGUAUAAUCUAGUGGACGGGACGCUCCUUCAACAACAACAGCUAGUCAGACACCUCGGUAGUUUUCUUGCUAACAUAGCUACAACAUUCACACUCUUUACACUGUUUUGGUGUAUAUUAGUCGCUGUGUAUUAAACAUUUCUGUCGUAUGUACUUUUUGGCCCAUUUCAUUAUAUAUUUACGUUGUUUGUCAGCUAGCUGGUUUGCUAAGUUAGCUUAGAACGAGGCUAGUCGCUAAUGAUAGCUAGCUAACAUCCCCGACCAUGAGUUCACUAAGCUUCUCUCCUGAUAAAGAAGAUGAGGUCUGCUGGACGGAUGAAGAAGCUUUCGUCAAAGAGGAGGAGGAAGAGGAGGAUGUUACAAUACAAAAACAAGUAGAGGCUGUUACCGUGAAAGAAGAAGAGAAAGACGUUUCAGUGAAAGAAGAGGAAGACUCGUUCAGAGUGAAAGAGGAGGAGGAUGUUACAGUAAAAGAAGAGGAGGCAGAGAAAGAGGAUGCAGUUUUUGUAGUGAAAGAGGAGGGGAAGAUGACUGUCACAUUGAAGGAAGAAGAGGAGGUUGAAGAUAAGUUUAACACCAGAGAGAGAAGUGACUAUCGAGGAUCCUCUGGGGAGCCUCAACAACCUCAUGAUGCGGACGAGGCAAAGAAAAGUCUCUCCAGAUCAAAACACCUCAAGACACACCAGCAGAGACCCACAAGGAAGAAAACUCAUCGCUGCUCUGACUGUGGGAAGAGUUUUGUUUCUUCAGGACAUUUAAAAUCACACCAGAGAACACACAUGGGAGUAAAACCUUAUAGCUGUGCUCAAUGUGGGAAGAGAUGCACUCAGUCAACAGACCUUAAAAAACAUGAGAGAAUACAUACAGGAGAGAAACCUUAUAGUUGCUCUGACUGUGGAAAGAGUUUUGUUUUUUCAGGGCAGUUAAAAUCGCACCAGAGAACACACACGGGAGAGAAACCUUAUAGCUGUGCUCAAUGUGGGAAAAGAUUCACUCAGUCAACAGACCUUAAAAAACAUGAGAGAAUACAUACAGGAGAGAAAUCUUAUAGCUGCUCUGACUGUGGACAGAGUUUUGCUUAUUCAGGACAGUUAAGAUUACACCAGAGAGCACACACGGGAGAGAAUCCUUAUAGGUGCGCUCAAUGUGGGGGGAGUUUUACUCAGUCAAGCAGCUUGAUAGUACACCAGAGAACACACACCGGAGAGAAACCUCAUAGCUGUGAUCAAUGUGGGAAGCGUUUUGUUACAUCAAGCACUCUGACUACACACCAGAGAACACACACGGGAGAGAAACCUUAUAGCUGUAAUCAAUGUGGGAAGAGUUUUUCUCAGCCAAAUGGCCUGAUAGUUCACCAACGAGUACACACAGGAGAAAAACCUCAUAGCUGUGAUCAAUGUGACAAGAGAUACUCUGAUAAAAGAUCUCUGAUCAAACAUUGGAAAAUACAUACAUGAAGGAGUUGUUCAUGAUAUCAAUGAAUUAAUGUCUCAAUGUAGAAUGUAAAUUUAAAUGCAUCACUCCCAGAUGUAGCUGACUGUCUUCUGCAGGUUGUCCUCUAAUCAGUGAGGUAGAAUAUAUCUCCCAUUUCCAUAUGUUUUUUUUAAGUUGUGUUAGUUUCAACAGCACAUACAACUGGAUUUCCCCCUAAUUGAUAUCAGUGAUUUAUUGUGAUUUAUGCAGCCAACUGACAAUUUUUGGGUACAAUUAUAUUAACAUUGUUGCCCUGACUAGAAUAUCAGGUUCAUGUAUCAGGUUCAUUCUUAGAUGUGCCAACCCAAAUGUACAAGAGCAUGACAUUGGGGACUGGGCCCCGAUCCAACAACAUGUCUAUCGAGUGAACCCUGAAAAGAGAGAGAAGCUCUGCAGUUAUUUGAAAAGUUACUGCGGAUAUUGCAGGAGUUUCCUCUUGAAAUCAGACAUGUUCGUGGUAAGGACAACUCGAUUGCUGAUUGUCUCAAGGGUGGGCAGUCAAAAAGAUUAGUAUUUUAUGUUCCAAGGGGACAAGAGUUCUAGAAGCUAGUGAGUUUUAGGAAGACGAGAGUUCUAGAAGCUAGUGGGGAAAA
Oncorhynchus masou masou (cherry salmon) is the source of this 2147-nucleotide messenger RNA. Its product is annotated as zinc finger protein 239-like. NCBI's taxonomy places the organism in Eukaryota, Metazoa, Chordata, Actinopteri, Salmoniformes, Salmonidae. Gene Ontology annotation, cellular component: nucleus. Bases 345 to 1538 code for a protein of 397 amino acids. Gene Ontology annotation, molecular function: DNA-binding transcription factor activity, RNA polymerase II-specific. The record is from RefSeq and is a predicted model, not a curated record. The transcript has 2 exons. Gene Ontology annotation, biological process: regulation of transcription by RNA polymerase II.